GGGGGCGGCGCGCGAGCCGGGGCGGGCCGGGCCCGGGCCGAGGAGCCGCCGCCGCCAUGGAGCUGGGGCAGGUGCCGCUGCGCUUCUCCCGCCUGCCCAUGUUCCCCUUCUUCGACGCGGCGCAUUACCUGGCCUCCGUCAUGGCGCUGAGGGAGCAGCGGGGAGCAGUGGAAGUGUCACGCCAGAGUCCGAUUGCAUGUUGGUUUAGUGCAAUGCUUUACUGCUUUGGUGGGUCUGUUCUGUCUUCCUUGAUGCUUGCAGAGCCUCCUGUAGGGUUCCUUGCAAACAGCACUAAUGUCUUCCUGGCAUCUUCAGUCUGGUAUCUUGUAUUUUUUUGUCCACAUGACAUAGUCUACCGAUGCUUUUCCUUUCUGCCUCUUCGACUGAUGGUUGCAGGAAUGAAAGAAGUGACAAGGACUUGGAAAGUAACAGCUGGAAUUGCACAUGCAAACAGUCACUACAAAAAUGCCUGGCUUAUCAUGGUAGCUGUUGGCUGGGCCAGAGGAGCUGGUGGUGGCUUAAUCUCUAACUUUGAGCAGUUGGUGAGAGGUGUUUGGAAACCUGAAAGCAAUGAACUUCUGAAGAUGUCCUACCCUGUAAAAGUGACUCUGGUAGGUGCAGUACUCUUCACAUUGCAACAUGCCCAGAAUCUACCAAUAGCAAGACACAACCUUAUGUUCUUUUACACCACCUUUCUAGUGGUCACAAAGGUAACCAUGAUGUUGACACAAUCUGCAGUUUCUCCAUUUGCUCCUUUUGAGUCUGUGCUGGGCCGUAUACUCUUUGGUUGGCAACAAACUCCAUCUAAAGUAAAGGGUGAGGCCAGAGUAUCUUCCAACGGAACCUCUUCAGUCUGUGACCGUUCUGCUGGAGAGGCCAGUGAAAGCAUUAAGAAAAGACAGGCAAAGAAAACAGAAUAAGUGGCCAAAUAAUUAUCUUGUUACAUGUGACCGUAACACUUAGAAACAUUUCUAUUUCAAAUGAUGGGGAAAAGAAAACAGGAUGUAAGGAAAUACAUGUGACAGACUGGCAGCAGUGAUGAGCUUUGUGCACUGCUGCCAUGAAGCAUUUAAAGUAUAUUUUGUAAAUUGUAAUUCAAAUGUUGGGAAUGUGUGUAUCAUGGUAGACCUUUCUAACUUAAAUGGUACUAAAUAAGAUUUUAUAGUGAUGAUGAUUUUAUUAAAUGAGAGAUUUAUUGUGAUUUUGUUUUUAUAUUUAUGGAGAACUAACUUUUAAAUGUAACCCCCCUGAAGUUAGUAACAAAAUGACAAUCAGAUUUGACUAUUUUUUUCUUUAUAGUUUAUUUUUGCAUAUAUUUUCUGUUUUGAUUCUUGUUUUUCAGCUGAAUAAAAUGGAUAGUUACACACAGUAGCAUAUUCCAAGGUAUGAAAGGCUCGUGUAGUCGUGUUCAAUUGAGCAAUGGAGUUAGAGUAAAAUUUUACCAAACGUUCACAUUGCGUGAAUAAAAAAUUAACAUUGUAAAUAGUUUGCACUGGAAAUGUGCCAAAAACAAGGCCUUUGUUCCCUAGAAAAAAAUGUGAAUUACUAUUAUAAUUCAUGUUGCACUGAUCUUGAUUCUUAGUCACAAACUAGAGAAUAUUUUUCAUUUUCUACUUUCCAGAAUAAAAGUAAAUUCUCUUGCACUUCAAAAAAAAAAAAAAAAAAAAAAAAAGAUAUUUGGCAAAUAGAAAAUUUUCAGUACUAAUGUUUAUCCAGCUAACUCACUUUGAUACUGUCAGCUGAAAACUUUUGAUUUAUGUUUGCUGUUCUGUAGGCAGUAAAUCCGACAGUAACGUAAUAUCCGACAGUAACGUAAUAUUACUGUUGUUAAAUUGUUAAUGUGCAUUUAUAUUGAAGCAUAUGGUUUUUAGUAUUUCUUCCAUUUUCAUUUUGCUGUGACUGGAUGUGUUCUAGCAUGGCAUCUUAUCCCAAAUAUCUAACCUCUUCUCCUGCUUUCUAAGGUAGACCAUCAUUGUGAAAGAAGAAUUACAUGUUGCAAGAAAUACCCAUUUUCCCAAUCCAGAAUGUUUAUCACCUUAACCUUCUCCGCGGCUGUAGGGUAAAUACAUGAAUGUCGCCUCCUCCCAUACUCUUGCCUUUUCUGCACUAGUGUUUCUAUUAAAGUCUCCCAUCAUUUUGCUGCUACCAGUGAAGCUGCACCAAUGGUAGCAAUGGCAACAGCACUGAUGCCAAACUUGUGUGUUCAUACCUCUAUCAUUUAAUCCUGUUUAGAUUAGGGGCAUAUGAUGUGGUGAUAAAAAUACUUGUGCCCUGUCUAUUCUACCACUUAUGCUGGCACUAGGAUGGGUGGAGCAGUUAGUUGCUGAUGGUAAUGAGUAAGAGUACUCCUAGUGUAAGAUGCGCUGUAAUUGUCCAUCAGCUUUUGCUGAAAUGCCUCUUCCUGUUCCUUGCAUAUGUUGCACACCAGUUGGGUAACUCAUUUCUAGCAGCUAUUGUCUUAGUGAAAGUCUCUCAAUUCUAGACGGUGGAAUUAGUGUUUCAGAGAUGUUGCAUUUUGUGAGUGGCAUCUUUCAUUUGGCCUGUCAUCAUUUUGUCGUCAAAACUGUUUUCUUCUAUCAACACCAGUCUGCAAAAGCCUAACUUUUGUCUGACCGUGAGCACUUUUGGAGCAUUUCUGUAGUUAAAUUAAACCAGUUAUCUCCAUGUGAAAAUGGCAAAAGGGAAAGAAAAUGUACAUUUCUCCUCAGACUGUAGUUCAACUCUGAAAAAUGAUUGUGGGUAAACAGUUAUCCAAGUUGCUGAGGGGUCAGAUCUAAAAUCUGCAAAUGAAAUUCCAGUUGCAAGGUAGACUUCUGAAUUUGAGAUAAUCUGAGUUCGGAUAUAUGCAAAUGUGGCACCUUAUUCAACAAACCUCUGAUAUGGAAAUAAAGAUGCAGAUAGAAUGCCAUGAUGCUACUUCAAGUCUCUUCUCAGAUAAGAACCCAACUUUAUAGUAAGCCUUAGAUUUUAGGCAGUAUCCAGGUAACUGGCCAUGUAUUUCAGGUCUUAUUAACUAAAACGACAACCUACUUCACCAUGGAAACAAACACAUGAAAUCCAGCUCAUCAUUGGGUAAAAGUCGUAUGAGUCUAGUGCCUAAAGGACAAAAUAAUGUCAGAUUCUUGCCUUAUAACCUUGGGGCUCAGUUUGUUUUUCAGUAAUAAGUGGUAGGAGCAUUGAAUCUCCUCAUACCAGAAUAUUAAGUACCCAUAUGAUUUUAGGUUCUACAGGGCUAUUUGUGUGCCAUUAAAAGUAACUACUAAUUACCUAGUUAACAGGCCGCUAAAAAUGAGAGACCAGUAACUGCAGUACUUCCUGCACAUGUAAAACUUUCAGGUAACUCUUACAUCCCUAAGAAAUGUAUUAAGAUUGAGAACAAGUGUUCAAAUACUUCAUAGUCCUAGACUUGGCACAGUGGGUAUGAGACGCUUUUUUCCCCCCAGGUGACUAUUGUACUACUGUGAAAUACUGGCCAAUAUCUGGCUAUUUUUAGCCCAAAUGGAUAUGUGAAAAUAUGUUUAGAAUUACUUUAAGUUUAUAGUAAUUUGAAGCAGAAAAUGUGGUGUGUUUAUAUUCAGUGUGGAUUUAUAAAAAUUACAUUAAUAAAAUAAGUGGAAACA
Caretta caretta (loggerhead turtle) is the source of this 3620-nucleotide messenger RNA. RefSeq names its product transmembrane protein 38B (gene TMEM38B). The record is from RefSeq and is a predicted model, not a curated record. Lineage: Eukaryota; Metazoa; Chordata; Testudines; Cheloniidae. Gene Ontology annotation, biological process: potassium ion transmembrane transport. Gene Ontology annotation, molecular function: identical protein binding; potassium channel activity. Gene Ontology annotation, cellular component: membrane.